GUCAGGCAGUUUUACAAAGAUUAUGACAGCAGUAGGUGAAAAAUGGAUGAAAAUAAACGAAUUGAUGCAGAAGAAAUAAACGAAAAUGAGGAAGAAAAUCAAGAAUCCCAAAACCCAACACAAGCAAAUGAAAAUGAGGCAGAAGAAUCUGAAAAUCAAGAAUCUCAAAACACAUCCCAAGAACAGCAAGAACAAUCUGCAAAUGAAGAAGAAGACCAAAAUAGAAACGAUGAAACCACUACUAACAUUCCAGUUAUUAGCACUGUUUCAGUCGAACAACCCAAAGAAAUAAAGACAAGUAAUGGGGGUAAAUUUAUGUUGUUGAUGUGGAAGAACUGGAGAUUGCAAAGGCGAAAACGUGUACAGACUGUGAUGGAAAUUUUGGUUCCGAUUCUUUUGACAUUGUUGUUGGUUUUAAUCGGUAGUACGAUAACGAUGGAAAGUCAUGAUUCCAAAGUUUUUGAACCGUUUGAUGUUUCCAGCUUUCCAGCAAGCCUGGCAACAGUUAUAUUAUACUCCCCUGACACUAAAGACACUAGCGCUGUAAUGGAUAUAUUUCGCAUCACCAAAACAUUGAACGUUACCGCUUCAGACGACAUUGUCAAUGAUUACAGAAAACAAGAAAACGAGGUUUUUUUCGCUGUUGUUUUUCCUUCAAAUUUUGCCACUAAAGAUGAAGAUAUUUCUUUAUCCAUAAGAUUCCCCUCCGAACUUAAAUUUACUCAAGAUACUAAGGAAGAUAGCUGGAAAACUUAUUCGAAUUAUCCUUUGGACGCCAAACAGGGACCGAGGAACCAUGAAGAAAAUACUGGAGCUACCCCAAACUACUUCAAAGAACAAUUUAUUCAAGCCCAAUCGAUGUUAACAGUCUCACUAAUAGCUGCAAAGAAGAACAUACCUAUAGAUAUUGACUUUCAUAAGAUGAUGGAAGGUAUUAGUGGUGAUACUGGAAUUCCCGUGGUAAAAAUGCAAAGAUUUCCGUAUCCACCUUGGAAAGAAUCUCCAAUCUUGGAACAAUUAAAAACAAGUUUGAGUCUGAUGAUAAUGCUGGGCUUCAUUUAUUCUUGCAUUAACAUUGUGAAAAUGAUAACAAAUGAAAAAGAAAACCAACUUAAAGAAGCCAUGAAAAUAAUGGGUUUGUCAAAUUGGCUGCAUUGGACGGCUUGGUUCGUGAAAUCCCUCAUAUUUCUUUUAAUAUCAUGCAUAAUAAUAGUGAUACUCUUCAAAAUCAACAUUUUUGUUCGCGCUGAUCCCUCUGUGAUGCUGCUAUUCCUUUCGUUCUACGCAUCUUCGAUUGUUAUGUUCUGUUUUGCUGUCAGCGUAUUUUUUUCAAGAGCCGAUACCGCAGCAGCAGUGGCAGGUUUGCUUUGGUUCAUUUCCUUCAUGCCUUACCUGAUGCUUCAGGACCAAAACGAUCGGCUGAGUCUGGCGGAAAAAAUGGCCGCCGCUCUGGCUCACAACUCCGCCAUGGGAUACGGAUUCGAAACGAUGCUGAAAUACGAAGCCGUGGACGAAGGCAUAGCCUGGACGAACAUGCAUCUACCUCCAACGCCGGACGAGAAUUUGACGUUGCUACACGUGAUAGUGAUGUUGCUUGUGGACAGUUUGCUGUACUUUUUGAUCGCGAUGUACUUCGAGGCGAUAUUCCCGGGGGAGUACGGUCUGGCGCGGCCAUUUUAUUUUCCCUUCACGUCGUCCUAUUGGUUCGGGCAGCCGAGAAACACCGGGACGGCCAAUCACGAGCUUUCGAACGCGACGCAGGACGAAUUCUUCGAGAAACCUCCCGAUAACUUGAAGGCCGGUGUGGAAAUACGAAACUUAAGGAAAGUGUACAAAAGCAACGUGGCUGUGGAAAAUCUCUCGUUGGACAUGUACCAAAACCAAAUAACGGUUUUGUUGGGCCACAACGGUGCCGGUAAAACCACGACGAUAUGCAUGUUAACCGGUAUGAUACCGUCUACGAGCGGAACCGCUGUUAUUAACGGUUACGAUAUCAGAACGCAAACCAAAAGAGUAAGGGACUCUCUCGGGCUGUGUCCUCAACACGAUAUUCUUUUCGACGAGCUGACUGUAGCCGAUCACAUUUAUUUUUACAGCAGGCUGAAAGGCAUGAGGAAGAAAGACAUAACCAAUGAGAUUGAUAGGUACGUCAGUAUGUUGGAAUUUCAGGACAAGAAAAAUGCAAAAUCCAAAACUUUAUCAGGAGGCAUGAAAAGAAAGUUGUCCGUUGCAAUAGCAUUUUGUGGAAACUCUAAAGUGGUAAUGUUGGAUGAACCGACAUCUGGAAUGGACCCAUCUGCUAGAAGAUCGUUGUGGAAACUCAUUCAAACACAAAAAAAUGGUAGAACGAUUCUUCUAACGACUCAUUUUAUGGACGAAGCAGACCUCCUUGGAGACAGGAUAGCAAUAAUGAGCAGGGGUGUGUUAAAAUGCUGCGGUUCAAGUUUCUUUCUGAAGAAAAAAUUCGGAGCUGGUUAUCACCUGAUUCUCGACAAAUCCGAAAAUUGCGAUGUUGAGAAAGUAACGGAUCUUUUGAGGAACCACAUCCCCGAAAUUGAAGUGCAUAGUAAUGUUGGUUCGGAGUUAACUUAUUUGCUCGAUGAAGAUGAGGCGCCUAAAUUUGAAGAAAUGCUUAAAGAUUUGGAGGAACAUCAAGAAGAAUUGGGCGUUAAUGGUUAUGGGAUAUCAAUGCCGACCCUAGAAGAAAUUUUUUUAAAAGUUGGAUCUGAUCAAGUGAAUAAUAGUGAAAGCCAAGAAGUCACAGUUCACAUCUCAUACACAGGGGAAAGACGCAAAGGAUUUAAAUUAACCCGUAAUCAAUUUCGCGCCAUGUUCAUGAAAAAGUUCCUUUCAUCCAUAAGGUCAUGGAUAAUUCUAUUAAUUCAGAUUCUACUGCCGAUAAUUUUUUUGUUGCAAAUCCUUAUUGCAAAUUAUAUGAGCGGCAGACAACAACUGGCUUUGCCGGAGUUAAAGUUGAAUUUGGAUAAUUUUGCCUCACCCAAAACAAUCGUGCAAGUCGACGACGAAUCACCAUACUCCAAUACUUUUCUCGAUAUCGUGGGUAGAGAAUCGGAAAUUGAGAAAACCAAGGAUAUAACUGAUACUGCACUUAGAUUGAGAGAAGAAAACAACAAGGAGUUUAAGUUCCAUUACGUAGUGGGGGCAUAUUUCGAAAAAAAAGAUAAACAAUCCAUAAUAAAUGUAUACUUCAACAACGAUCCAUAUCAUUCCCCGGGAAUCGCAUCAUCUUUAGCAUGGGAGACUGUAUAUAAAGUUCUCUUGAAUUGCUCCCAUUGCAGUCUGAAGUUCGCCAACCAUCCACUACCUUACAGCACGAAGACCAUGAUGAAUCAAUUAAUGUUGAAUAGCUUUGGUUCUCAACUGGCCUUUCAAGUGGGCUACGGUUUGGCUUUUUCCGUCCCAAUUUUCAUUUUGUUCGUGAUAAGAGAGAGAACUUCCAAAUCCAAACACCUCCAACUGGUGUCUGGGGUUGAAGUUUGGAUAUUUUGGAUCACGACGUUCCUUUACGAUUUUCUGAUAUACCUUUUUAUUGUGGUGCUGUUUGUGACUCUUUUGAGUUGCUUUCAAACGGAAGGACUGUCGAAGCCGGCAGAUUUAGGCAGACUGGUCGCCAUAAUGCUUUGCUUUGGAGUGGCCGUAUUGCCGCUGCUGUAUUGCUUCGGAUUUUGCUUCGAGGUUCCGUCGACUGGUUACACGAAAAUGGUCAUUAUAAGCUUUUUUACUGGCGCUAUGGCUGUUUUGUUGGCGCAGAUGUACGGCGCACUUGGAUUUAAGACAAUAUCGGAUGUUUUUCACUAUGUGUUGAUGAUAUCGCCGUUUUUUGCCUUGAGUGAAGGGAUAUUGCACAUGUCAAUGCUGUAUGACAAGAACAGGGCUUGCUCUGAAUGGGCGAAGCAUGGUGUUGACAUUGAUGUCAUGGCGUUUUGUAAAGAUUCUGGUGAUGAUUAUUUUCGCCUCGAAAGACCUGGGAUCGGUUACAACGUGUUGGUCCUCCUAUUGCUGGGUAGCAUCUUACUUCUAGCCCUUUUUCUCUACGAUUACCAAAUAGUAAAGGAUGUGGGAAUGAGCUCGGGUCCCGUAGAGGUGCCGGACGAAGACAGCGAUGUAUACGAGGAAAAACGGAAAGUUCGAAACGCCACGGAAGACUUGAUCAAGGCAAACACGUUGGUCAUGAAGGACGUCACAAAGUACUACAAAAAAAAACUUGCCGUGAACGGUUUGUGUUUGGCGGCCAAAGGGUACGAGUGCUUCGGGCUGUUGGGGGUCAAUGGGGCCGGAAAAACGACCACUUUUCGCAUGCUGACGGGCGACCUGAAGAUGUCGCACGGCGACGCCUGGAUCAACGGCAAAAGCAUCCGAAGCGAUUUGAAGAACGUCAGGAAGCAUGUCGGUUAUUGCCCGCAAUUCGAUGCCCUUUUGGACAAUCUCACUGCAAGGGAGACGCUUAAAAUGUACGCUUUGAUUCGCGGCGUGCCCGAAAAGGAGUGCAGAGAACUCGUGGAUGGUUUGGCCAGGGAUUUCGAUUUCAGCAGGCAUUUGGACAAAAAGGUUAAACAGUUGAGUGGAGGGAACAAAAGGAAGCUGAGCACUGCUGUUUCUAGCAUUGGGGACCCGUCUGUCAUAUACCUGGAUGAACCGACCACAGGUAUGGACCCAGCCACCAGAAGAUUCCUAUGGGACGCCUUGUGCAAACUAAGAGACAACGGUAAACUGAUAAUCCUAACCUCCCACAGUAUGGAGGAAUGCGAAGCGUUGUGCACGAGAUUGGCCAUAAUGGUGAACGGCAAUUUCAAAUGCAUCGGCUCCGGUCAGCAUUUGAAAAACAAAUUCGCCAAAGGCUACACGUUAACGAUCAAGGUGAAAAAGCCGCCGGAAAGUGACGGUUUGGAACGUGGCGAUACUCAGCCCAUAGAAGAUUUCGUUGGCGAUAAAUUUCCCAUGGCGACGCUAAGAGAAAGACACCAAGAGUUGCUGACCUAUUACAUUGCGGACACCACGGACAUUCCUGUGUCGAGAAUGUUUGGAAUUUUAGAGGAGGCCAAACAUAAUGACGCUUUAAAUAUAGAAGAUUAUUCUUUGGGACAAUCCAGUUUGGAACAAGUGUUUUUAACGUUUGCCAAGUACCAAGAAUAG
Brassicogethes aeneus is the source of this 5154-nucleotide messenger RNA. NCBI's taxonomy places the organism in Eukaryota, Metazoa, Arthropoda, Insecta, Coleoptera, Nitidulidae. The record is from the annotation of a GenBank genome assembly.